CUGAAGGAAGAGAAAGAAGCCAAGCGGGCUCGUUUGGAUGGGAGACACGAUCACUUAUUUGCAAUCGUAGCUUCCUGCUUGGACCUGAACAAAUGCGAAGUGGAAGAUGCCAUUCUUGAGGGCAAUCAGAUUGAAAGAGUUGAUCAACUUUUUGCUGUUGGAGGUCUCCGUCACCUCAUGUUUUACUAUCAGGACGUGGAGGUAGCAGAAACAGGACAACUUGGCUCUCCAGGAGAAGUAAAUCUUGUUUCUGGAAAGAUUAAAAAACCUAAGGUGUUCGUGACUGAGGGAAAAGAUGUGGCCCUUACAGGAGUGUGUGUGUUCUUCAUCAGGCCCGACCCAUCCAGAGCCAUCACCCCUGAGAACAUCCACCGGGAGGUGAGCUUUAACAUGCUGGACACCGCAGAUGGGGGGCUGCUAAACAGCGUGAGACGCUUGCUCUCCGACAUCUUCAUUCCUGCCCUCAGAGCUUCAAGCCAUGGCUGGGGUGAGCUCGAGGGUCUUCAGGACGCAGCCAGCCUUCGCCAGGAGUUCCUGAGCUCUCUGGAAGGCUUUGUCAAUGUCUUGUCUGGUGCCCAGGAGAGUUUGAAGGAGAAGGUGAGCCUUCAAAAGUGUGACAUAUCUGAACUGAAAUCCCUGAAGGAGCCUAUAGACUACCUGACUGUAGCUAGCAACCCUGAGACUUUGGAAAAAGUAGAAGGUUGUGUGAAAGUAUGGAUCAAGCAGAUGGAGCAGGUCCUUGCUGAAAACAAUCAGCUGCGGAAGGAAGCAGAUGACGUGGGGCCCCGAGCAGAGUUGGAGCACUGGAAAAAGAGACUCUCUAAAUUUAACUACCUUUUGGAUCAACUGAAAGGCCCGGAUGUGAGGGCCAUGUUGGCGGUGCUUGCUGCAGCCAAGUCCAAACUCCUGAAGGCUUGGCGGGAGACGGAUAUUCGAAUCACUGAUGCAGCUAAUGAAGCAAAGGACAAUGUCAAAUAUUUGUAUACACUUGAGAAAUGCUGUGACCCUUUGUACAACAGUGAUCCCAUAUCCAUGAUUGAUGCUAUUCCUACACUUAUAAAUGCAAUUAAAAUGAUCUACAGCAUCUCUCUCUACUAUAACACCUCUGAGAAGAUCACAUCUCUGUUCAUAAAGGUGACAAAUCAGAUGAUAUCUGCAUGUAAAGCCUAUAUUACCAACAAUGGAACCACUUCCAUCUGGAACCAGCCACAGGAUGUUGUUAUGGAAAAAAUAUCAUCAGCAAUUAAACUGAAGCAGGAAUACCAGCACUGCUUUCACAAGACAAAACAAAAGCUUAAAGAAAAACCAAGUGAAAAACAAUUUGAAUUUAGUGAAAUAUAUAUUUUUGGAAAAUUUGAAACUUUCCAUCGACGCCUUGCCAAGAUAAUGGACAUCUUUACAACCUUCAAGACGUAUUCAGUCCUGCAAGACUCUAAGAUUGAAGGGCUGGAAGACAUGGUCACUAAAUACCAGGACAUUGUUGCAACCAUAAAGAAAAAGGAAUAUGAUUUCUUAGACCAUCGGAAAAUGGAUUUUGCACAGGAUUAUGAAGAGUUUUGCAGGCAGACUAAUGACCUUCAUAAUGAAUUGCAGAAGUUCAUGGAUGUUACAUUUGAGAAGAUUCAAAACACAAAUCAAGCUCUAAGUAUGUUAAAGAAAUUUGAGAGAUUGAAUAUACCUAAUCUUGGUAUCGAUGACAAAUACCGACUGAUCCUGGAGAGUUACGGGGCUGACAUUGGUAUGAUUUCAGAGCUCUACACAAAGCAGAAGUAUGACCCUCCUCUGGCUCGAGACCAGCCCCCCAUCGCAGGGAAGAUCUUGUGGGCCCGCCAACUCUUCCACAGGAUCCAGCAACCCAUGCAGCUCUUCCAGCAGCACCCGACAGUGCUGAGGACAGCUGAGGCCAAGCCGAUAAUCCGCAGUUACAACAGGUUGGCCAAGGUCCUCCUGGAGUUCGAGGUCCUCUACCACAGGGCGUGGAUUCAACAGAUCAGAGAAGUUCACAGAGGUCUUGAGGCUUCUUUGUUGGUGAAGGCUCCAGACUCUGGGGAGUUGUUUGUGAACUUUGAUCCUCAGAUAUUAGUCUUAUUUAGAGAAACAGAGUGCAUGUCACAGAUGGGUCUGGAAGUGUCGCCAUUUGCAGCUGCCCUCUUCCGGAAACGGUAUAUAUACAAAAAGAACUUCAGUAACAUGAAGAUGAUGCUGUCUGAAUACCAGAGAGUGAGGUCAAAAAUGCCCCCCGCCAUUGAGCAACUGAUGGCCCCCCAUUUGGCUAAAGUGGACAGAGCUCUCCAGCCAGGCUUGGCUGCGCUGACCUGGACAUCGCUGAAUAUUGAGRCAUAUUUAGAAAACGCUUUUACAAAGAUCAAGGACCUGGAGCUGCUGCUUGACCGAGUCAACGAUUUGAUUGAGUUCCGCAUCGACGCCCUUCUAGAGGAAAUGAGCGGCACCCUGCUUUGUCAACUCCCCCAGGAGGAGCCGCUCACCUGUGAAGAGUUCCUCCAAAUGACAAAGGACCUUUGUGUAAAUGGUGCUCAGAUACUCCAUUUUAAAAGCUCAUUAGUGGAGGAAGCAGUCAAUGAGCUCAUCAACAUGUUGUUGGACCAGCAAGUUCCACCCAAGGAGGAAAACGUGUUCAAUGAGAAUCAUAUUGAUUCAAAAAGUGAAACUUCAGGUAAGAGGGGCGGAACUUCUGAUGCCUUGACAUGGUCCCUUAACGCUGGGGCUGGCCCACUGUCUUUGACAGCAAUCCCCAAAAAGAAGAAGCAGCCUGAGAUGGUGGAGGUGGCCUGCGAGUUGCUGUCUCAUUUCAACCACCAAAACGCAGAUGCUCUUCUGAAAGUGACCAGGAACACUCUAGAGGCCAUUCGCAAGCGCAUCCAUUCCUCCCACGUGAUGAAUUUCCGGGACAGCAAUAGUGCAUCUAAAGCGAAGCAGAACAAUCUGCCUAUUUUCCGGGCAAACAUCACUCUGGCCAUUCCCAACAUUGCCAUGGCGCCUGCCUUGGAAGACGUACAGCAGACCCUGAACAGAGCUGUGGAGUGCAUUGUCAGUGUGCCCAAGGGGGUCAGACAAUGGAGCAGGGAGCCCUCGUCCAAGAAAAAGGUACAUGAAAGAAAAAUGGCUGCCCUGCAGAAUAAUGAAGAGAGUGAUUCUGAGGUCGAAAUGGAAGACAAUGAACUUCAAGAGACGAUUGAGGUGGCAUCUGUGACCUUACCCAUUCCAGUGCAACCCAAGAACUAUUAUAAGAAUGUGUCCGACAAUAAGGAGAUUGUAAAAUUAGUCUCUGUGCUGAGCACAAUCAUCAGCUCUACCAAAAAGGAAGUCAUUACAUCCAUGGAUUGCUUCAAACGCUACAAUCACAUUUGGCAAAAGGAGAAAGAAGAGACCAUUAUGACAUUUAUUAMGCAAAACCCUUUGCUUUCUGAAUUUGAGUCCCAGAUUCUUUAUUUCCAAAACCUGGAGCAGGAAAUUAAUGCUGAGCCUGAAUAUAUCUGUGUGGGUUCCAUUGCUCUGUUCACAGCUGACUUGAAAUUUGCCCUAACCACGGAGACAAAAGCCUGGAUGCUUGUCAUCGGCCGCCACUGUAACAGAAAAUACAGGAGCGAGAUGGAAAGCAUCUUCACCCUGGUGGAAGAAUUCAGUAAGAAACUGAGUCGKCCAAUUAAGGACCUAGAUGAUAUUCGGAUCGCGAUGGCCACCCUGAGAGAAAUCAGGGAGCAGCAAAUCCCCAUCGACUUUCAAGUAGGACCCGUCGAGGAAUCUUAUGCCCUGCUUAACAAAUACGGACUUCUGAUAGCCAAGGAAGAGAUGGACAAGGUUGACACUCUGCGCUAUGCUUGGGAGAAGCUCCUGGCACGUGCCAGCGAAGUUCAGAAUGAACUGGUCUCUCUACAGCCUGGUUUCAGGAAAGAGCUUAUCAGCACUGUGGAGGUCUUCCUCCAAGACUGUCACCAGUUUUAUCUGGACUAUGAUUUGAAUGGUCCGAUGGCCAGUGGCUUGCAGCCUCAGGAAGCCAGUGAUAGGCUUAUCAUGUUUCAGAAUCAGUUUGAUAAUAUYUAUCGGAAAUACAUCACCUACACUGGCGGAGAGGAACUGUUUGGUCUGCCUGUGACGCAGUAUCCCCAGCUUCUUGAAAUAAAGAAACAACUAAAUCUGCUGCAGAAAAUAUACACACUGUACAACAGUGUCAUAGAAACGGUGAAUGGCUAUCAAGAUAUCCUUUGGUCCGAAGUGAAUAUUGAAAAAAUCAACAGUGAGCUCUUAGAAUUCCAGAACAGGUGUCGGAAGCUGCCCCGAGCACUAAAGGACUGGCAGGCUUUUUUGGACCUGAAGAAGACCAUUGAUGAUUUCAGUGAGUGCUGCCCCCUGCUGGAAUAUAUGGCCAGUAAAGCCAUGAUGGAGAGGCACUGGGCGAGGAUCGCCGCCGUCACUGGGCACAGUCUGGAUGUGGGGAAUGAAACCUUCAAGUUGAGAAACAUCAUGGAGGCACCUCUUCUGAAGUACAAAGAGGAAAUAGAGGACAUCUGUAUCAGUGCAGUGAAGGAGAGAGACAUCGAACAGAAGCUGAAGCAAGUGAUUAAUGAAUGGGACAGCAAAACAUUCACAUUUGGCAGUUUUAAAACCCGCGGAGAGCUUCUCCUGCGAGGAGACAGCACCUCAGAAAUCAUCGCCAACAUGGAGGACAGUUUGAUGUUGCUGAGUUCUCUCCUGAGCAACAGGUACAAUGUGCCAUUCAAAGCCCAGAUUCAAAAGUGGGUUCAGUACCUUUCCAAUUCAACAGACAUCAUCGAGAACUGGAUGACCGUGCAAAACUUGUGGAUUUAUCUGGAAGCUGUCUUUGUGGGAGGAGACAUUGCCAAGCAACUGCCCAAGGAAGCCAAGCGCUUUUCCAACAUAGAUAAAUCUUGGGUGAAGAUCAUGACUCGGGCACAUGAAAUGCCAAAUGUGGUCCAGUGUUGUGUUGGAGAUGAGACCCUGGGGCAGCUCCUGCCACACCUGCUGGACCAGCUGGAAAUAUGCCAGAAAUCCCUUACUGGAUACUUGGAGAAAAAACGCCUCUGCUUUCCUCGAUUCUUCUUCGUGUCGGAUCCUGCUCUUCUGGAGAUCCUGGGGCAGGCCUCGGAUUCCCACACUAUCCAAGCCCACUUGCUGAAUGUAUUUGACAACAUCAAAACGGUCAAGUUCCAUGAGAAGGUGUAUGAUCGGAUUCUGUCCAUCUCAUCCCGGGAGGGGGAGACCAUCGAGUUGCACAGACCCGUGAUGGCCGAGGGCAACGUGGAGGUGUGGCUCAAUUCUCUCCUGGAGGAAUCACAGUCUUCAUUACACCUUGUGAUUCGCCAGGCAGCUGCAAAUAUCCAAGAAGCAGGGUUCCAACUGAUCGAAUUUCUUUCUUCCUUCCCUGCUCAGGUUGGAUUAUUAGGAAUUCAAAUGAUAUGGACACGGGAUUCAGAAGAAGCCCUUAGAAAUGCCAAGUUUGAUAAAAAAAUUAUGCAGAAGACCAAUCAGUCCUUCCUGGAGCUGCUAAACACACUGAUAGACAUCACUACGAAGGAUCUGAGUCCCAUGGAACGAGUGAAAUAUGAGACUUUGAUUACUAUUCAUGUGCACCAGAGGGACAUCUUUGAUGACCUGUGUCACACGCACGUCAAGAGCCCCACGGACUUCGAGUGGCUGAAACAGUGCAGAUUUUAUUUUAAUGAAGAUACUGACAAGAUGAUGAUUCACAUCACCGAUGUGGCUUUCAUAUAUCAGAAUGAAUUUUUAGGCUGCACCGACAGGCUUGUCAUAACUCCUCUCACGGACAGGUGCUACAUCACCUUGGCCCAAGCUCUGGGAAUGAGCAUGGGGGGAGCCCCGGCAGGACCCGCGGGGACGGGCAAGACGGAAACCACCAAGGACAUGGGACGGUGCCUGGGGAAGUACGUCGUGGUUUUCAACUGCUCAGACCAGAUGGACUUCCGAGGACUUGGUCGGAUAUUUAAAGGACUGGCCCAGUCUGGAUCCUGGGGUUGUUUCGAUGAGUUCAACCGGAUCGAUCUGCCCGUUCUCUCGGUGGCGGCCCAGCAGAUUUCCAUUAUUCUCACGUGUAAAAAGGAGCGUAAAAAAUCUUUUAUCUUUACCGAUGGAGACAAUGUGACCAUGAACCCUGAAUUUGGACUCUUUCUAACCAUGAAUCCUGGCUAUGCUGGGCGGCAGGAGCUCCCAGAAAACUUGAAGAUUAACUUCCGCUCGGUGGCCAUGAUGGUCCCCGACCGGCAGAUCAUCAUAAGGGUGAAGCUGGCCAGCUGUGGCUUCAUUGACAACAUUGUUCUGGCCAGGAAGUUUUUUACACUCUACAAGCUGUGCGAGGAGCAGCUUUCGAAGCAGGUCCAUUAUGACUUUGGUCUGCGUAACAUUCUGUCAGUUCUGCGGACAUUGGGGGCAGCAAAAAGAGCCAACCCCACAGAUACAGAAUCUACUAUUGUCAUGCGUGUGCUACGAGACAUGAAUCUGUCUAAAUUGAUUGAUGAGGAUGAACCCUUAUUUUUGAGUUUAAUUGAAGAUCUCUUCCCAAAUAUCCUUCUGGACAAGGCAGGUUACCCUGAACUGGAGAUGGCAAUCAGCAGACAGGUGGAAGAAGCUGGCUUAAUCAACCAUCCUCCUUGGAAACUGAAAGUCAUCCAGCUGUUUGAGACGCAGAGGGUGAGGCAUGGAAUGAUGACCCUAGGGCCUAGUGGAGCAGGGAAAACCACCUGCAUCCACACCUUGAUGAAGGCCAUGUCAGAUUGUGGAAAACCACACCGGGAAAUGAGGAUGAAUCCCAAAGCAAUUACCGCCCCCCAGAUGUUUGGUCGGCUUGAUGUGGCCACAAAUGACUGGACUGAUGGAAUAUUUUCUACCCUUUGGAGGAAAACGCUGAGAGCUAAGAAAGGGGAGCAUAUCUGGAUAGUUCUUGAUGGUCCAGUCGACGCCAUCUGGAUUGAAAAUCUGAAUUCCGUUUUGGAUGAUAAUAAAACCCUAACCCUUGCCAAUGGUGAUCGGAUUCCUAUGGCUCCAAAUUGCAAGAUCAUUUUUGAACCUCAUAACAUUGACAACGCUUCUCCGGCUACUGUCUCAAGAAAUGGAAUGGUUUUCAUGAGUUCUUCUAUCCUUGAUUGGAGUCCCAUUCUUGAGGGAUUUCUUAAGCAAYGCCCGCCUCAAGAAGCGCAAGUGCUGCGCCAGCUGUACACGGAGUCUUUCCCAGAGCUGUACCGCUUCAGCAUUCAGAACCUGGAGUACAAGAUGGAGCUGCUGGAGGCCUUCGUGAUCAGGCAGAGCGUGGACAUGCUGCAGGGCCUGAUCCCUCCCAAGGAGCAGGGCGGGGAGCUGAGCCCCGAGCACCUGGGCCGGCUGUUCGUGUUCGCGCUCAUGUGGAGCGUGGGAGCCGCCCUGGAGCCGCACGCGCGCCGCAGGCUGGAGCUCUGGCUGCGCGCCCGGCCGCCCGCGCUGCCCCUGCCGCCGGAGGGCCCCGGCGACGGCAUGUUCGACUACUACGUGGCGCCCGAUGGUACCUGGAUGCACUGGAACACACGUACCCAGGAAUAUGUGUAUCCAUCUGAUACUACCCCAGAGUACAGCUCCAUCCUGGUGCCAAAUGUUGACAAUGUGAGGACUGACUUUCUAAUUAAAACCAUUGCUAAACAGGGCAAGGCUGUACUAUUAAUUGGUGAACAAGGAACAGCCAAGACUGUCAUCAUCAAAGGAUUUAUGUCAAAAUAUGAUCCUGAAAGUCACAUGAUCAAGAGUCUGAACUUUUCUUCUGCCACCACUCCACUGAUGUUUCAGAGGACCAUAGAGAGCUAUGUGGACAAACGCAUGGGUACCACGUAUGGCCCUCCUGCGGGAAAGAAGAUGACUAUUUUCAUCGAUGAUGUGAAUAUGCCAAUAAUCAAUGAGUGGGGAGAUCAGGUUACUAAUGAGAUAGUUCGGCAGCUAAUGGAACAAAAUGGAUUCUAUAACUUAGAGAAGCCUGGAGAAUUUACCGGUAUCGCAGACGUCCAGUUCUUGGCAGCCAUGAUCCAUCCUGGGGGAGGACGCAAUGAUAUACCCCAGAGACUCAAGAGGCACUUCUCCAUAUUCAACUGCACGCUGCCCUCGGAGGCGUCCAUGGACAAGAUCUUUGGAGUGAUUGGGGUAGGCCACUACUGCACCCAGAGGGGUUUCUCAGAGGAAGUGAGAGAUUCAGUGAUGAAGCUGGUGCCCCUGACACGUCGACUGUGGCAGAUGACCAAGGUUAAAAUGCUCCCCACUCCAGCGAAAUUCCAUUACGUGUUUAACCUCCGAGAUCUUUCUAGGAUCUGGCAAGGAAUGCUGAACACUACUUCAGAGGUCAUUAGAGAACCAGCUGAGCUGUUCAAACUGUGGAAGCACGAAUGUAAACGUGUGAUAGCGGAUCGUUUCACCGUGUCUGAUGAUGUGACCUGGUUUGAUAAGACUUUAGCAAGUUUGGUAGAGGAGGAGUUUGGCGAAGAGGAAAAACUCUUGGUGGAUUAUGGAAUCGAUGCUUAUUUUGUGGAUUUCUUAAGGGAUGCACCAGAAGCUACAGGUGAAACAUCUGAGGAGCCUGAUGCCGAAAUGCCCAAAGUGUAUGAGCCAAUUGCAUCUUUUCAUCAACUGAAAGAGCGUUUGAAUCUGUUCCUGCAGCUGCAUAAUGAGAGUGUCCGCGGCGCUGGCAUGGACCUGGUGUUCUUUGCAGAUGCGAUGGUGCACUUGGUCAAGAUCUCUCGAGUCAUUCGUACUCCUCGGGGAAAUGCCCUCCUGGUCGGGGUGGGCGGAUCAGGAAAGCAGAGCCUGACAAGGUUGGCUUCAUUCAUUGCUGGCUAUACUUCCUUCCAGAUCACUCUGACAAGAUCCUACAACGCAUCAAACCUGAUGGAAGACCUAAAGGUUCUGUAUAGGACGGCUGGUCAGCAAGGGAAAGGAAUCACUUUUAUUUUCACGGACAAUGAGAUUAAAGAGGAGUCAUUUUUGGAAUACAUGAACAAUGUUUUAUCAUCCGGUGAGGUCUCCAACCUGUUUGCUCGUGAUGAAAUUGAUGAAAUUAAUAGCGAUCUGACCUUAGUCAUGAAAAAGGAGCACCCCAGGCGCCCUCCUACCAACGAGAACCUGUGUGACUACUUCAUGUGCCGCGUCCGAAGCAACCUUCACAUAGUGCUCUGCUUCUCUCCGGUGGGGGAGAAAUUCCGAAAUCGAGCUUUGAAGUUCCCUGCCCUUAUUUCAGGGUGCACGAUUGACUGGUUCAGCCGAUGGCCUAAGGACGCCUUAGUUGCUGUGUCUGAACACUUCCUUUCUUCCUAUGAGAUUGACUGCAGUUUGGAAACCAAGAGGGAGGUGGUCCAAUGCAUGGGCUCCUUCCAGGACGGGGUGGCUGAGAAGUGUGUUGAUUAUUUCCAGAGAUUCCGACGUUCUACCCACGUGACCCCCAAAUCAUACCUCUCCUUUAUUCAGGGCUAUAAGUUCAUUUAUGGAGAAAAGCGUGUAGAGGUACAGACCUUGGCCAACAGAAUGAAUACCGGUUUGGAAAAACUGAAAGAAGCUUCAGAAUCAGUUGCAGCCCUGAGCAAAGAACUGGAAGUUAAAGAAAAGGAACUACAGGUGGCCAAUGAGAAAGCCGACAUGGUCUUAAAAGAAGUGACCAUGAAAGCACAGGCUGCCGAAACAGUCAAGGCUGAGGUACAGAAGGUGAAGGACAAAGCCCAGGCCAUUGUAGACAGUAUCUCUAAAGACAAAGCCAUUGCUGAAGAAAAACUUGAAGCAGCCAAACCAGCUUUAGAAGAAGCAGAAGCAGCCUUGCAGACGAUCAAGCCUUCCGACAUCGCGACUGUCCGCACGCUGGGCAGACCCCCUCACCUCAUCAUGCGGAUCAUGGACUGUGUGCUGCUGCUGUUUCAAAGGAAAGUCAACGCCGUGAAAGUCGACCUGGAGAAAAGCUGCACUGUUCCUUCCUGGCAGGAAUCUCUGAAACUGAUGACUGCCGGGAACUUUUUACAGAACUUACAGCAAUUCCCCAAAGACACAAUCAACGAAGAAGUGAUAGAAUUUCUGAGCCCUUACUUUGACAUGGCAGACUACAACAUUGAAACUGCUAAACGCGUGUGUGGGAAUGUAGCUGGUCUUUGUUCCUGGACCAAAGCCAUGGCUUCCUUCUUUUCUAUAAACAAAGAAGUUCUGCCCCUGAAGGCCAACUUGGUGGUGCAGGAGAAUCGCCAUGUCCUGGCAAUGCAGGAUCUGCAUAAGGCCCAGGAUGAGCUGGAUGAAAAACAAGCAGAGCUCGAUGUGGUGCAGGCCGAGUACRAACAGGCCAUGACUGAGAAGCAGACCUUGCUUGAAGAUGCAGAGCGGUGCAGACGUAAGAUGCAGACGGCGUCCACGCUCAUCAGUGGCUUGGCAGGUGAAAAGGAAAGAUGGACAGAGCAAAGUAAAGAGUUUGCAGCUCAAACCAAAAGACUCGUAGGUGAUGUAUUGUUGGCUACAGCUUUUCUGUCUUAUUCUGGUCCAUUUAACCAAGAAUUUCGAGAUUUGCUGCUAAAUGAUUGGAAGAAAGAAAUGAAAUCCAGGAAAAUUCCAUUUGGGAAGGAUCUAAAUCUCAAUGAGCUGUUGAUCGAUGCCCCCACUAUUAGUGAAUGGAACCUCCAGGGUCUGCCCAAUGAUGACCUGUCCAUUCAGAAUGGAAUCAUUGUCACAAAGGCAUCACGCUACCCUCUGCUAAUCGACCCACAGACUCAAGGCAAGAUCUGGAUUAGAAACAAAGAAAGUGGCCAUGAACUCCAGAUCACUUCUCUCAAUCACAAGUACUUCAGAAACCACCUGGAGGACAGCCUCUCUCUUGGGAGGCCCUUGCUCAUUGAAGACGUCGGGGAGGAACUGGAUCCAGCUUUGGAUAAUAUUUUGGAAAGAAACUUCAUUAAAACCGGAUCUACCUUUAAGGUGAAAGUUGGUGACAAGGAAGUAGAUGUCAUGGAUGGCUUCAGACUGUACAUCACCACCAAACUGCCCAAUCCAGCCUACACCCCUGAGAUAAGUGCUCGGACCUCCAUCAUCGACUUCACGGUCACCAUGAAGGGUCUGGAGGACCAGCUCCUGGGGAGGGUCAUUCUCACAGAAAAGCAGGAAUUAGAGAAAGAAAGAACUCUUCUUAUGGAAGAUGUAACCKCGAACAAAAGGAGGAUGAAGGAACUAGAAGACAAUUUGCUUUGCCGCCUGACCAGUACGCAGGGGUCCCUGGUGGAGGACGAGAGUCUCAUCGUUGUGCUGAGUAACACCAAAAAGACAGCUGAGGAGGUGACCCAGAAGCUGGAAAUUUCUGCUGAGACAGAAAUUCAAAUUAACUCAGCACGGGAGGAAUACAGACCUGUUGCUACGCGGGGCAGCAUCCUCUACUUCCUCGUCACCGAGAUGCGCUUGGUUAAUGAGAUGUAUCAGACUUCGCUCCGCCAGUUUCUAGGCUUGUUUGACCUUUCCUUGGCCAGAUCUGUCAAGAGCCCGAUUACGAGCAAGCGGAUUGCUAAUAUCAUCGAGCACAUGACCUACGAGGUUUACAAGUACGCUGCCCGCGGGCUGUACGAGGAGCACAAAUUCCUGUUUACCUUGUUGCUGACACUGAAGAUCGACAUCCAGAGGAACCGAGUGAAGCAUGAAGAGUUUCUCACUCUUAUUAAAGGUGGUGCCUCAUUGGAUCUUAAGGCAUGUCCUCCCAAACCAUCCAAAUGGAUCCUGGACAUGACUUGGUUGAAUUUGGUGGAACUCAGCAAGCUUAGACAGUUCUCAGACAUCCUUGAUCAGAUAUCAAGAAAUGAGAAAAUGUGGAAAACUUGGUUUGAUAAGGAAAACCCUGAGGAGGAACCUCUUCCUAAUGCCUAUGAUAAAUCUCUUGACUGCUUCAGACGUCUUCUCCUUAUUCGGUCCUGGUGUCCGGACAGAACCAUUGCCCAGGCCCGAAAGUACAUCAUGGAGUCCAUGGGUGAAAACUAUGCCGAAGGAGUUAUCUUGGACUUGGAAAAGACAUGGGAGGAAUCUGACCCACGGACGCCACUCAUCUGUCUCCUCUCUAUGGGCUCAGACCCUACAGAGUCCAUCAUUGCCUUGGGGAAGAGAUUGAAAAUAGAAACCCGUUUUGUGUCCAUGGGCCAGGGCCAGGAGGUCCACGCACGAAAGCUCUUGCAGCAGACCAUGGCAAAUGGAGGAUGGGCGCUUUUACAGAACUGUCACUUGGGACUUGAUUUCCUGGAUGAACUCAUGGACAUAAUUACAGAAACUGAGACAGUGCAYGGCGCUUUUCGCCUGUGGAUGACCACUGAGGUUCACAAGCAGUUUCCCAUUACACUCCUUCAGAUGUCCAUUAAAUUUGCCAACGAGCCUCCACAAGGCCUCCGGGCAGGACUMAAGAGAACAUAUGGUGGUGUGAGCCAAGACCUGCUGGAUGUGAGCGCGGGGGCGCAGUGGAAGCCCAUGCUGUACGCGGUGGCCUUCCUGCACUCCACGGUCCAGGAGAGGCGCAAGUUUGGUCCCCUGGGGUGGAAUAUUCCCUAUGAAUUUAAYCAGGCGGACUUCAAUGCCACUGUGCAGUUCAUCCAGAACCACUUAGACGACAUGGAUAUCAAAAAGGGCGUCUCCUGGACCACUGUCCGCUACAUGAUAGGAGAGAUUCAAUAUGGAGGCAGAGUCACUGAUGACUAUGAUAAGAGAUUGUUGAACACCUUUGCAAAGGUUUGGUUCAGUGAAAACAUGUUUGGACCAGAUUUCAGCUUUUACCAAGGAUAUAAUAUUCCGAAAUGCAGCACCGUGGAUAACUAUCUUCAAUAUAUCCAGAGCUUGCCGGCCUAUGACAGCCCCGAGGUGUUUGGGCUGCACCCCAAUGCCGACAUCACCUACCAGAGCAAGCUGGCCAAGGACGUGCUGGACACCAUCCUGAGCAUCCAGCCCAAGGACAGCUCUGGUGGAGGGGACGAGACCCGGGAGACUGUGGUGGCACGGCUGGCUGAUGAUAUGCUGGAGAAGCUGCCUCCAGACUACAGCCCAUUUGAAGUGAAAGAGAGGCUGCAGAAGAUGGGGCCAUUCCAGCCGAUGAACAUUUUCCUCCGGCAGGAGAUAGACAGAAUGCAGAGGGUGCUCAGCCUCGUCCGCAGCACCCUGACUGAGCUAAAACUUGCUAUUGAUGGCACCAUCAUCAUGAGCGAAAAUCUGCGAGAUGCAUUGGAUUGCAUGUUUGAUGCCAGAAUUCCUGCUCGUUGGAAAAAAGCUUCAUGGGUUUCGAGUACGCUGGGUUUCUGGUUUACUGAACUUCUAGAAAGAAACUGCCAGUUUACCUCCUGGGUUUUCAAUGGUCGACCCCAUUGUUUUUGGAUGACAGGCUUUUUCAACCCCCAAGGAUUUUUAACAGCAAUGCGACAGGAAAUAACUCGGGCCAACAAAGGCUGGGCUCUGGACAAUAUGGUGCUUUGUAAUGAGGUCACCAAAUGGAUGAAGGAUGAUAUUUCUGCCCCUCCCACAGAGGGUGUCUACGUCUAUGGCCUCUAUCUUGAAGGUGCUGGCUGGGACAAGAGGAACACGAGACUCAUUGAAUCCAAACCCAAAGUGCUCUUUGAGCUGAUGCCUGUCAUAAGGAUUUAUGCAGAAAACAACAGUGUAAGAGAUCCUCGGUUUUACUCCUGCCCCAUCUACAAGAAGCCAGUUCGAACAGAUUUAAACUACAUUGCAGCGGUGGAUCUCAGGACUGCCCAGGCYCCGGAACACUGGGUACUCCGAGGAGUCGCCCUGCUCUGUGACGUCAAGUAA
Urocitellus parryii (Arctic ground squirrel) is the source of this 13794-nucleotide messenger RNA. The record is from RefSeq and is a predicted model, not a curated record. Lineage: Eukaryota; Metazoa; Chordata; Mammalia; Rodentia; Sciuridae.